CGGUUAAACACAGUAUAGAUAAUUAGGGAAUCCAACGAUCUGUCAAACUAUUCCAAUAUGUCUGGCGAUUGGCAUGCAAUACAUUGAAAGCAUAUGAUAAAUAUUGUUUUUUAAGUAUUUAAAGUAAUUUUCGUAUAUUUAUAUCCGCCUAAGUAUUGCUAACAUACUUCUGUGACAUAAUAAAAAAUAUUGUUUACAUCAAUAAACUAGAAUAAGUACUUAAAAAGUUUUAUUUAACUAAGUAAUUUGGAAGGUUGAAGAAAGGUUAGUUAGUAAUAGCUAUGCCACUAACAUGUAUUGUAGUGAACUGUGGAAGCAGGUCGAAAAGGGAUAAAGUAUCUUUUUUUGCUAUUCCCAAACCACUGAAGUUUAAACAUGCUAUCCACUUGAAUGAAUUAACUGUUAAACGCAGAAAAAAAUGGAUAAGGGCCAUACGAAGAGCAGACCUGACAGAAUCAAAAUUAAAAUAUCAAAAAGUGUGUUCCAAACAUUUUAUUCAAGGACAACCUGCAAAACUUGAAGAUGUAAAUGAUCCUGAUUGGAUACCAACCCAAAAUAUGGGUUACUCUAGGGGACCUGUAAAACGAAAGCAGGACAUUGAAAGACUGGAAAGAGUAAAGAAAAGAUCUUCCACAAAGGUUUCACAAGAGGACAAUGAUACAUUUAUUGAGAAUGAAAACAAUACAGUAAGUGAAAGUAACACUACAGCAAUGUAUGAAGACAGUACUGGAACCGAAACUCAAACUGAGUUAACCUCAGAUGAUAUUGAACAGAUGGCUCAACAAUUAAAAUUUGCAAAUAAAAAAAUUGACGAGUUGACUCGCAGAAUUAAUAAGACCAUUUUAAGUUUCGAGUCACUAGAAACGGACAAUCCGAAAUGUUUAUAUUAUACCGGUUUAAAUUUUUCUGUUUUGAAGUCAGUAUUUGACAGAAUUAAACCAUUUAUUCCAUCAUCCUCAGUAACUGUUUUAGAUCCCUCUCAACAAUAUUUGUUGACAUUGAUGAAAAUGAGACUUAAUCUAGAUUUUAAAUAUUUGGCCUACCAAUUUGGCAUUUCUCAAUCAACAUGUUCCACCUAUUUUAAUACCAUCAUCUCAAUAAUGUAUCAAAGAUUUAAAAAUAGCAUAAAAUGGCCAGAUCGGGAAAUUAUUAAAAAAAACAUGCCUUCUUGCUUUAGAGAAGUCUUUCAUGAUAAGACCACAAUUAUCAUUGAUUGCUUUGAGGUGUUUAUCCAAAAACCAGCUAGUUAUUUAACCCAGCAGCAAACAUGGUCAAACUAUAAACAUCAUAACACAGUUAAAUUCCUUAUUGGAAUUACUCCCCAAGGCUGUAUUUCAUAUAUCAGUAAAGCAUGGGGAGGAAGAACAUCAGAUAAACAAAUAGUAGAGCUCUCUGGUUUUUUGGAUAAAAUAGAACCCCAAGAUAUUGUGAUAGCAGAUCGAGGUUUUUUAAUAAAAGAAUUUUUAGAUGUGUUACAAGCAAAGCUAGUAAUUCCAGCUUUUACCAAGGGGAAAAAACAAUUGCUUCCACUAGAGCUGGAAGAAACUAGAAACAUUGCACAGGUUAGAAUCCACGUAGAAAGAGUUAUUGGCUCCAUUAAAAAUAAAUUUAAUAUUUUUUCAGAGCCACUUCCGAUUUCUAUGUUAACCCAUGUUACUGAUGGUAUAAAUAUAGUUGAUAAGAUAAUUUUUAUAGCAUGUGUUUUGAUUAAUUUAUGCCCUCCUAUUGUUCCAAUUUAAUUAAAUUUAACCUAUUUCACCAGAUUGUCGCCUUUUUAGUAUUUCUUUUAAUAAUUUUUGGUACACAUCUGAAGUGUCACUACGAAAAACAAUCAAUGACACCUUUGGCCAAAACUAGGAUAUAUAUAUGCCAUGUUGUCGAGGUUGUCAGUUAGUUUUGAAUUAUAAAUAGCUACAGCAAGAAAACUUGCAUUGUUUCAGACAAAAUCAAACAAGCUUAUAUUUUUCUAAAACUUUUUUUGUUGGUUUUUAAAUAUGUUAAAGUAAAAAGUUCUACUCACAGAUUUGGCCGCUAAUUGUUUAAAGAAUUAAAACUCUUUUGUAUACUUAAAUAAUUUUAAAAAUAUUGAAUUCAUCAUUUUACAAAUCUUUGUUGUGGGGAAGCUUGCAGUUCUGAUGAUCUAUUGUUGUUAAAACAUUUUGCUUUAUGUUGUAAAGUACUUUAUAAUCAACUAUUUUCAAUGGGAAAUAAGCCACAAUUUUACCAAAAAAAUGAUUUUAUUAACGUUUCGACGCCCAAGUCGGGUGUUGUCAAAAUACAAAAUAUUAAAUUAAACAAAAAUGUUAUUGCUUAGUAAAAAAUUCUUCUAAUAAUUUAUUUAAUCUGACUCAUUUAUAUCAGCAAUUCAGACAUGGAUUAUACAUUUUAAUGAAGAAGACUUUAAAAUGAUAUUGCCAAUAUUGAUGAGUUGCGUUCCUGGGACGACUUUACUAAAAGAUAGUAAAUCAUAAUAUUAUCAUUCGAAAGUGGUAGGUUUAUUGGUCAAAAGGUGGAGAAUAAAAGACAAAGACUUCGGCUACUUCAUCUAUUUAUUGAAGACAUUUUUGUUCACUAAUUAGUGAACAUUACCAGUUCAUCUACAAAUGAGUUUGAUAAAUAACAAACAUCCAUAGAAAAAAAGCAAUGCAACUAGCAAGUUGUAAGUAAAGCAGCUAGUGAAACGAACCAUUGAGAAAUGUAAAAUACAGACAUUAAGUUUGUAAAGAACUAAGUACAGUUAACAAUUUAAAAGCCAAUACAAGAGCAAGAGAUCAUGUAGUAACAUAAUGAUUGCAUAAAAAAAUUGCAAAAAAUGUGUUCAACUAGAACGAAAAUAAUGUCCAGAAUUCAACAAUUCCAGACAAUAAUUUGCAUUCAAAUGAUUUAAUUUUAACUUUAAGUAGCAUUCUUACAAUAAUGACUGUGGCUAGCGUAUAUUAUUUAUGUACACCUCAUUGGUUGUUUUUGUAUUUUGAUAUUAAUAAAAAAUUUGUGACAAUUUUAAUGAAAAUAAAUCAUAUGAAAACUGAAAAGAA
Molecule: messenger RNA, 3035 nt
Organism: Diabrotica virgifera virgifera (western corn rootworm)
Lineage: Eukaryota; Metazoa; Arthropoda; Insecta; Coleoptera; Chrysomelidae
Exons: 4
Coding region: 282-1739 (485 amino acids)
Source: RefSeq, a predicted model, not a curated record